AUGCCACAUCAAUUAAAAGUUUUUACUCUUCGUUGUAAGUAUAAAGCAACUGAUAAGAUCUUAAAUAACACGUGUUUUUUUAGGUCCAUCGGUGAAUUGAAAAUGAACCUUGUAUAACAGAGAUACAAUUCGAUAAAAUUCAAUAGCAGACAAUAUUCGUUUACAUGUUCAACAUAAACAGAUAAAAUAGAUUAUUUGAUCUUUGUCUUACGAGGGAACAUUCCCAGGUGCUAAAAAGCUUUUCAAGCGGGGAUGUGAUAAUUAGAGAGGGCAUAGCUAGCAGUGAUACACCUU
Molecule: messenger RNA, 294 nt
Organism: Rotaria sp. Silwood1
Lineage: Eukaryota; Metazoa; Rotifera; Eurotatoria; Philodinida; Philodinidae
Source: the annotation of a GenBank genome assembly